CCUGUCCUACUCAUACAGCGCCGUUUAGACAAGGAAAAUGUCGACUUUGUUCAUGAAUUGCGCCAGAUGGCUCCAAGUCCAACCUUGUUCCCUGCAAAUUUCCCCCGAAAACAUUUCUAGGGUUCAGCAACAUUUCUCUUCUCUUUCUCCCGCAUAAACAAUUUCCAUCUUUCACCUUCUACCUCUCAAUUUGAUAUAUCUUUCAGCCUCUUAUCUGUAAGCGGUUGUUCUCGUGAUUUUGCCAGACGUCGUCGUUUCUUUCCUCUUCUUAGGGUUUACAUUGCGCGUCAGACAUUGUUUCCCUAUGUAAUUCUCAAUCCCCUUUAUCAACAUUCUCUCCAAUUGGGCGUCAGCCCUGUAGUUUGAGUGUGGUAUUGAUUUUGGCAAUUAUCUUUGAGAAUUCUUAGGGUUAAGAUAACAAUUUUGAUAGUCUCUGGUUCUUGUUAUUUCAGCUUGUCAUUCCCAGUUGGGUUUGCAAAAGCCUUGUUUGGUUUCUAAAUGCCAAGAACGGAAGGUUAUUUGCUAUAGGGUUUUGCUAUUGAUAUUGUUGCUAGUGGUUGGCGGUCGGUUUACUGGGGCAUUGUUAAGUUGGGAUGAAUAGUGUUUUCAGUGAACAGAUACUUGCAGACAAGCUUUCUAAGCUGAACAGCACCCAACAAUGUAUUGAAACUUUGUCACAUUGGUGCAUAUUUCAUCAAAGCAAAGCAGAGCAAGUUGUUGCAACAUGGGAUAAACAAUUCCACAGUUCACAGAUGACUCUAAAAGUUCCUUUAUUGUAUCUUGCAAAUGAUAUCCUACAGAACAGUAAGCGUAAAGGAAAUGAAUUUGUCUCAGAGUUUUGGAAGGUUCUUCCUACAGCACUUAAAGAAGUUGUUGAGAAAGGUGAUGAUCGGGGCAAGAGUGUGGUCUCUCGAUUGGUGAACAUAUGGGAAGAAAGGAGAGUAUUUGGAUCCCGUGCUUGAAGCCUCAAAGAUGUAAUGCUCAGUGAAGAUGUACCUCCACCAUUGGAGUUCAGCAAAAAACGUUCUCGCUCUGUAAAAAUUGUGAAACGGGAUUCUCGAUCCAUUAGAACGAAAUUGACCAUUGGAGGUGCUGCGGAAAAAAUUGUAUCAGCAUUUCACUUGGUGGUCAGUGAACAUCUCACUGAAGAAGCAGAGAUGAGUAAUUGUAAGUCUGCAGUCAACCGUGUGAGGAAGAUGGAGAAAGAUGUUGAUAUUGCCUGUAGUAAUGGAAAAGAUCCAAAAAGAAAAAUUUUAGCCAAAGACCUAGAGGAGGAAGAAAAUCUUUUGAAGCAAUGUAUUGAGAAACUAAAAUCAGUUGAAGCAAGUAGAGUAGCACUUGUGUCUCAGUUAAAAGAAGCUCUACACGAACAGGAGUCCGAACUGGAGAAUAUUCGAACUCAGAUGCAGGUUGCCCAGGCACAAGCUGAGGAAGCCAACAACAUGCGAAAGCGGCUUAAUGAUGAAGAUUAUGUACCCAGUGCAUGUACUUCCACAACCCAGCUCAUUGAUACAAAUGCAAAAGCAGGACAAACAACUAAGAGGACAGCUGCAGCCAUUGCUGCUGAAGUAGCAGAUAAGCUUGCAGCUUCCAGUUCCUCUCAAAUGAUUAUGCACUCUGUUCUUUCUACAUUUGCAGCAGAAGAAGCAAAGAAUGCUGGAUUAACAAAGGUCUCAACACCGUCAAAUUCAUUAGCGGCCGUGCCCACGAAUUCAGUUAUUGAUUCAUUGUCAAAGCCUGAGAAGUCCUUGGCUAUUUCAGAUCCCAGUGUUUUUAUGCCUGCAGGGUCACUUUCUGCUCCAUCUAACCAUUCGUAUCAGCCAGUUUUGUUGUCCCCACCAACCAUGCAGAACCAGGCCCAUAGCUCUCAAGCUCAAUUUCACAUGCUUCCAAACCCAUCCCAACAAUAUUUGCAGCCAUCAGGGGGUAUUAUGACCCCGUAUGGCUAUGGAAGCAUUUCUCCCUUGCCCCCGGGGCCACCCCCACCCCCACCCUACAUGGUGAGUCCAAUGGUUUCUUUGGCUCAACAGCCAUCACAGAUAACUCAGCAGCAACAAAUGCCUAUGGCACAGCAGCAGGCCCCAAUAACUCGGCAGCAACCAAUGCCUUUAAACCAACAAGCACCAGGUCCUCCUAGUUUUCGCUCUCUUCAGCCACCUGUGAUGGUGUAUUAUGGUCACCCUCCCCAUUCUUAGCGAAAAAAUUACUUUUAGGCGGGUAGAUAGUAUAAUCAUUAUUACCAUGUUUUUAGGGCUGAAUCAGUUUCUGGAGUAUUUUGAAAUUUUGUUUAUUAUAAUCAGUCUGGCUGAGGUUACAAUAUAUAGAAAUCUGAAAAUAAUUUAAAAGGAAAUUUUAUCAAAACAGCAAGUAGCAACUGGGAAAGGGGACAUUGGAGGUGGCAUUUGGCUUGACCAUCAAGUUGAAAGGACGAAGGUUUAUUUAUUUAUUUUAGCGAGGUUGGAUCAGAUCAUUUCAGUUGGGUUGUUUUUGGAGAUGUUCAUUUUCAGGUAAAUUUUCAGUAGCUCGGGUUUGAGGAAAAGUUUGAAGCUUUUGAGAAUUCAUUUACUCUGGUUUGGAUUACUCAAUGGGUGGCACCCUUUUGGAAAUGCAUUUAUGGUUGUUUGGGUUAAUUUUGUAAAUUAAAUUGUUCAUAUUUCUAAGUUUUUAAUAGAGGUUAAUUUGUAAUUUCAGUUUUUA
Messenger RNA from Hevea brasiliensis (rubber tree), 2697 nucleotides. RefSeq lists its product as uncharacterized. Gene Ontology annotation, cellular component: RNA polymerase II, holoenzyme. The record is from RefSeq and is a predicted model, not a curated record. Gene Ontology annotation, molecular function: RNA polymerase II complex binding. Gene Ontology annotation, biological process: mRNA 3'-end processing. NCBI's taxonomy places the organism in Eukaryota, Viridiplantae, Streptophyta, Magnoliopsida, Malpighiales, Euphorbiaceae. The transcript is spliced from 7 exons.